CGACUGCUGCAGACCAGUCCAGCCUUAUAUCCAGCUCAAUCAACGAAAACAGUGUCCACCCACGACGAAGACAACGAGCUCAGCGGCGUAUUUGCGCAAUUGCAGAUCCUACCCAUGCGGUAGUUGGCUCUAGUUCUCCUGCCCGGGUACUUGCAGUGGACCGAGGCGAAUAGAGUACGACCCGGCGACCAAAACCCUCAACAGGCCUCGCAGGGAGGGAUUGUCUGAUAUUGGGGACUACCAAGCGACAAGAGAGUUGCAAUGAUGAACGGGUACGAGAAACACCACCUCGACGACGACGCCUUUGGUGCCAAGUCUGGCAGCAGCAUCGUCAGCGCCUUCGAUGCAUUCCCAAAGGCAAAGCCGCAGUACGUGACGCGGACAUCGGGCGGCGGCAAGUGGACGGUGAUAAUGGCGGUGGUGUCGCUGGUUCUGGUGCUCUCGGAGCUGGCGCGGUGGUGGCGCGGCGAGGAGAUGCACACGUUCGCGGUCGAGAAGGGGGUGGGGCGGGAGAUGCAGCUCAACCUCGACAUCGUCGUGCACAUGCAGUGCGCCGACCUCCACGUCAACGUCCAGGACGCCGCCGGCGACCGCAUCCUCGCCGCCCAGAUGCUGACCCAGGACCCGACCAACUGGGCGCAGUGGGUCGACGGCGUGGGCAUGCACCGCCUCGGUAGGGACGAGCAGGGCAGGCUCGUCACCGGCGAGGGGUGGGCGUCCACCGCGCACGACGAGGGGUUCGGCGAGGAGCACAUCCACGACAUCGUCGCGCUGGGCCGGAGGAGGGCGAAGUGGGGGAAGACUCCGAGGUUGCGCGGCGGUAGCGCGGAUAGCUGCAGGAUCUUUGGCAGUCUGGACCUGAACAAGGUGCAGGGAGAUUUCCAUAUCACGGCGAGGGGGCAUGGCUAUAUGGGGCACGGAGAGCACCUUGCCCACAACGCCUUCAACUUCUCGCACAUCAUCUCCGAGCUAUCCUUCGGCCCUUUCUUGCCGUCCCUCGUCAACCCCCUGGACAGGACCGUCAAUGCCGCGGCAGAGAACUUCUACAAGUUCCAGUACUUCAUGUCCGUCGUCCCGACCACGUACAGCGUGGGCGACCCGACCAAGAGCGGGGCCACCUCCAUCUUCACCAACCAAUACGCGGUGACGGAGCAGAGCAGCGCGGUCCACCAGCGGACCAUCCCUGGCAUCUUCUUCAAGUACGACAUCGAGCCCAUCCUGCUCAACAUCGUCGAGUGGCGGGACUCCAUCUUCCUGUUCCUCAUCAAGAUCAUCAACGUGGUCAGCGGCGCCCUGGUCGCCGGCCACUGGUGCUUCAACCUGAGCGAGUGGGUCAAGGAGGUCAUGGGCCGGAGGAGGCGCGGUAUGAACAAUGGCAUGCUGGGCGUGAAGCCAGGGGAGGAGUAUCGGGAUUGAACGAACGACUAGCGGGAAAAGGGCGGGGGGGACUAAGGCAUAUAUAUAUCUCUGUAUAUGUUCUAGACAUAUCGCGCUUCAUUUUCAGAGGUGCUUCGAUACCUAUCACUUCCCUGACUAGGAGCUACGUGAGGUAGGAGUCCGAGCCUGCCAUAUACACAGCACUCUUGGCAGGGGAGAACGGAGAUGGACAUGAUAUGAUUACUCUAUGAUCGUCGCAAGUGCUUCCUAAAAGAAUUACAGAUUAUCCACCAAUGCAAGUCUGUCUAUGAUAUGCUAG
Molecule: messenger RNA, 1696 nt
Organism: Phialemonium atrogriseum
Lineage: Eukaryota; Fungi; Ascomycota; Sordariomycetes; Cephalothecales; Cephalothecaceae
Product: endoplasmic reticulum vesicle transporter-domain-containing protein
Exons: 3
Coding region: 262-1416 (384 amino acids)
Biological process (GO): retrograde vesicle-mediated transport, Golgi to endoplasmic reticulum; endoplasmic reticulum to Golgi vesicle-mediated transport
Cellular component (GO): COPII-coated ER to Golgi transport vesicle; endoplasmic reticulum; membrane
Source: RefSeq, a predicted model, not a curated record